Molecule: messenger RNA, 528 nt
Organism: Hansenula anomala
Lineage: Eukaryota; Fungi; Ascomycota; Saccharomycetes; Phaffomycetales; Wickerhamomycetaceae
Gene: DDP1
Product: polyphosphatase DDP1
Exons: 3
Coding region: 1-528 (175 amino acids)
Biological process (GO): adenosine 5'-(hexahydrogen pentaphosphate) catabolic process; diadenosine pentaphosphate catabolic process; diphosphoinositol polyphosphate metabolic process
Cellular component (GO): cytoplasm; nucleus
Molecular function (GO): bis(5'-adenosyl)-pentaphosphatase activity; diphosphoinositol-polyphosphate diphosphatase activity; endopolyphosphatase activity
Source: RefSeq, a predicted model, not a curated record
AUGAGUUUUGUUAGAACUACAGUGGCCAGAGUCGGACGUGAAAAUCAACUUUACAAUUCUGAAACUGGUGCUCGAGUAGUUGCUGGAUGCGUCGUUUUAAACCAAGACAAAUCCAAAGUUUUACUCAUAAGCUCUACUGGACACAAGAAAAAAUGGGUUAUACCGAAAGGUGGUGUCGAGUUAGAUGAACCAGACUAUAAAGAUUCGGCUACAAGAGAGACGUGGGAAGAAGCCGGUGUUACUGGAAAGAUUGUGAAAUCACUAGGUGUUAUUGAUGACUUGCGCCCGCCAAAAGAAUGGAAUACCAAUAAAGAAGAGUUCAUGAACUCGGAAAUACUUAAACAUCCUCCACGUUCUGAAUUUCAUUUCUUCGAAAUGAUUGUGGAGAAGGAGUAUGAUACUUUCCCAGAGUCACAUAAAAGACAGCGAAGAUGGGUUACCUACCAAGAAGCUAUUGAUGAACUGAAAAGUAUCAAAAGAUUAGAGUUGGUUGAAGCUAUUGAACGUUCUAGUGUCGCAAGAAGUUAG